AUGUCUCGUCAUAUCACUGUCAUCCCUGCCUCAACCAAGGCUGGUCGAGAGACCAUCCGUACUCUUCUAGAGUCUGAGAGCAAACCGACUAUUCGUGCAGUCUACCGAGACACUUCCAAAGCCCCUCCUGAGUUUCUCAAGCAUUCGAAUUUCGAAGCUGUCAAGGGCGACAUUGGAGACGGUGACAGCCUUGAUUUUACAGGCUCAAACACAGUCUUUUACAUCCCACCUCCUACCUACGAUGGGACUGACACCGGUGAUUGGGCAACUCGAGCUGGUACUAAUGUAAAGAAAGCUCUCGAGAAGGCAAAUAUCCAGAGACUUUUGAUUCUUUCUGCUAUCGGAGCUCAUAAAUCAAGUGGCAUUGGAGUCCUCAGAGUAAACUACAUUUCUGAUGAACUUCUCAAGGACUCUGUUCCAGAAGUCUCGAUAGUCAGGCCUACCUACUUCCAUGAGGACUGGGCUCAUCUCCUCGAUGCCGCAAAGGAGGAGAACCCAACUAUUUACUCCUGGGUCACACCCAUCGACUACAAGAUCCCCAUGGUCGGGCUCAAGGACGUAGCCGAAAACUGCGCUGACGCCCUCUUAGCCGAGACAGCCAAGCCCAGCCCUCACUAUUUCAAAGUUUUUGGCCCAAGGGCUUACGGUUCUCUUGAUCUGAAGGAGGCAGUCGAAGAAAUCACAGGCAAGAAAUAUGAGCUGAAGCUUGUUGAGAAGGACCAGUUACUUGACUACUGGAAGCAAAUUGUUCCUGAAUUUUAUGCUGAAGAGUUCAAGGAGAUGACGACCUGCGGCUUGGCGGACGGCAUCAUUGCAAAGAACUUCGUGUAUGAUGAGAAUACCGUGAGGGGAAAGGUGGAAUUGGUUGAUGCUCUGCGCAGCUUGUAUAAGAAAUAGGGACACCUCUGAAGAAGAGAGGGACGAAGACUACCUUACUGUAGGUUCAUAGCUUCAAAACAACUAUCAUCUUAA
Molecule: messenger RNA, 972 nt
Organism: Fusarium oxysporum Fo47
Lineage: Eukaryota; Fungi; Ascomycota; Sordariomycetes; Hypocreales; Nectriaceae
Product: SDR family oxidoreductase
Exons: 3
Coding region: 1-897 (298 amino acids)
Source: RefSeq, a predicted model, not a curated record